Molecule: messenger RNA, 5127 nt
Organism: Paramuricea clavata
Lineage: Eukaryota; Metazoa; Cnidaria; Anthozoa; Malacalcyonacea; Plexauridae
Source: the annotation of a GenBank genome assembly
ACAAUCGAACAAUAAUAUAAUAUACAUAUAUGAUUCCGAUGUGCAUGUUCGAUGUCUUGAUGUGGAACACACAACUGAACUUGGAACCAACAGGGACUUUCAAUGGCAACUCGAGCAGUGGAUCAACAUGGAGACCAUCCCACCUGUGAGAAAGAAGACUGAAAUCCGUUCAGUAGAAGACCAGAAAGCAUUAGAUAUCUUGCACACAACUACAAAAAGAUUACCAUCGGGUGACGCUUUUGAAUCAGGAAUUCUGUGGAGAGAUCCGGAGGUUGUGCUUCCGAACAAUCGAAAGGCAGCAGAAGCGCAGCUACACGCACUCGAACGCCGCUUAGAUCGUGAUCCGCAGCUGAAGCAAGCUUAUCAGGCAUCUAUCACCAAUGACGUGGAGAAGGGGUACAUAAGGAAGCUAAAUAAACAUGAAGUACAGGCAACAGUCAGUAACAGAAUAAACUACUUGACGCAUCAUCCCGUGAGAAACCCAAAGAAGCCGGGCAAAGUACGGCGCGUGUACAAUGCGGCAGCGAAAUACGAUGGGAAGUCUUUAAACGAUUUUAUUUACACGGGUCCAGAUCUACUAAAUCCACUGUUUGGCGUGUUACUCAGGUUCAGACAAGGACGUAUAGCACUAUGCUCAGACAUUAAAGACAUGUUCCUGCAGAUGCGAGUAGUAGAAGAAGACCUUCCAGCACUACGGUUCCUAUUCAGAGAUUCGAAAGAUGAAGAGCCAAGUGUAUACCAAUGUUUAAGAAGACCUUUUGGUGAACGCUCAGCACCCACCUGCGCCAAUUACAUAAUGAAACGAAAUGUGGAGGACUUUCAACAGCAAUACCCAACAGCCGCUGAAGCUGUGAGAAAGAAUCUCUAUGUCGAUGAUUCACUGAAUUCGCUAAACGAUGAAGACGAAGCCGUUGCCCUACGUCAAGAACUAACCGAGCUUAUGAAACACGGCGGUUUCACUCUCACGAAAUGGUUAAGCAAUAGCCAAACUGUGAUGAAAGAGAUCCCAGAAUCUGACAAAGUCCCAACGAAGGAAGUGAAACUUGGUGACUUACCGAGAUCCCAAGCUCUUGGUGUGCAUUACAACGCUCAGACGGACAGCCUGCACUUAUCAGCUCCAAAGAAACCACCAGCCAAGACACCACAGGAGAUCCUAAGUCGCAUUGCCUCAGUCUGGGACCCACAUGGAUGGCUAAGCCCGUUCACAAUUCGAGGACGAGUACUUCAGCAGCAACUCUGUUUGGAGGAAGUAGGAUGGGAUACCGAGAUUCCAGAGGACCAGCUCAGAGAGUGGAAAAAAUGGGAAGACGAAGUCCAGGCAGUCGAAAGCGUCACAGUUCCUAGAUGCUUGAGAUCCUCUGAUGACACCCCAAGUGAGGUACAACUACAUGUAUUUUCCGAUAGUUUGAAACAAGCAAAAUGUGCCGCAGGUUAUCUACGCUUUUCCUAUCCUAAUGGCAACGUACAUUGUUCCCUCGUCGCCGCCAGAUCGAGAGUCGCCCCCAAGAAGAGAAUGACCACACCACGCCUGGAAUUAGACGCAGCUUGCAUGGCGGUAAAGUUGGCACUCACGUUGAUUGAGGAACUAGAUUAUCACAUCACAGCAGUGACAUUCUGGAUUGAUUCUAUGGUCGUGCUUCACUGGAUUCACCAACCCAGCAACAGGUAUCGCCAUUAUGUUGCUCAUAGAAUCGUUGAUAUUGGAGAAGAUCUCAAGAAGUUAGAAGCAGAUGGUGAAAGAAGGGUGCAAGUAAAGUAUGUUCCGACAAGUGUGAACAUCGCCGACGCCGGCACAAGAGGGCUUAAACUUCCAGAAACAACAUCUGAAAGCACCUGGCAAUGUGGUCCUGAGUUUCUUUAUCACGCUGAAAGUAUGUGGCCCCAGGGGCGGAUCUAGGGGUCGUCAAGUCAGUCGCGCGACUGAAGUAAAAAUUGCCUACUUAAUUAAAAAAAUUCGACUCCAGCUAUCUAUAGCGGCCAGUAGAUCGAGUUAUUAAAAUUUUGAAUCGUAGUCCAGUUAUACGUUUCAUGCUGCGGCAGAGCUUCGGCAAAGUAAUGUUAGUCAGUCACGAACAGCGGUCUUACGCAUGAAUGUUGACGGAUUCGGGGGUUGAAUCCGGCUAUCUGAUUGGCUGACGCGCUCAUUUCCAUGGUUACAGCCAUUUGCGACGGAUCUGUGGGGAGGCCUGACGGAUUUGCAGAUUCAGGGGCUCUGUACGAGUCUUCUGAUUGAACCAUUUAAAAAUAUUCUGCACUGUCAUUGGCUUAUAUUUUCGACGGAUUCGCAGCGUGGGGUAUUCGUCAACACGGCAUUUGGUGUUUUAUACCUCCUGAAUGUUUACUAUUUCGAACGUCUGGCAUGUGAGAAAUUUUACUAUUAUAUUUUUACGAGCGAUCUCUGCCAGCGAUAUGUCAUAUCUGGAAACAUUUUCGACAAUAUUCAGUUUGCGAUUGCGGCAAACGAUUUAGAAUCUCUACAACGUUUGUAUACGGAGCUUGAGAAGAAUAUCGAUGCUUCACGGACAAAUCCUGUUGACGAGCUACUGAACGGCAAAGUGAGCGCCAUCAACAACACAAGCAGAAGCCUCGCUAGAAAUUUUGGCGCAGAGAGCUACAUUCCGAAGUAUGUUCGAGAUAAGAAAGACAAAGCUUGCACUGCAAUAAGGUAGAGAAAUUUAUGGUUUUAUAAUGAUGUAUCUUUAGUUUAUAUUAAUUAAACCGAAGAACCAAAGCCGUCGGUGUUGUUAAUGAUUGUUAGACAUAUGAUAUUUUAAUAUUCGCUAUGCUGUAUUAGCAUAAUUCUCGCGUCAAGAAGCUAAAAUAUGUUUUAUUCAAUGUCCACAUUGUAAGCAUUUGUUGAUUCUCGUGUUUAUAGUGAAGUUUUAUUUAAGAUUUAUUUAUAUUUAUGCAUCGAUCACACAACAUGUCGGCCUUAUAGAAUACUGUUUGUCCAUAGCCUAUCGACACGGCUUGCCGCUUGUUAGACCGCAUUGGUCUGGUGUAACAUGAUGAUGUGAAAUAUUUAAUAAGCUAGCUUGAAAAGCUCAUUGACUGGUAGCCAUUCUCAUGUAACUAGUUUAUUAAUAUUUGACAUAACAUCUUUAUAUCUUGUUAAUGUAAUAGUGUUUGACUUAGUUAUGAAUAUCUGGUUGUUUUUUUUUGGAUCUGAGGCUACUAGCAAUUAUUUGUAUAGUUCUGCGUUUUUGGUAACAGAACAGUAUAUUUCCUUAAUGCAUUUGCUGCCAUAUGAUUUUACAAGUUUUACAAUGAUACACUUAUAGGUAUAUAGUAUCAAUAUGACGACGAUUGAUUAAUCCACAGGCAAACAUGUUAUUAAAUUGCUGCUGAGUUUUAAUGUACUGUAUCAUAGUAAUAUAUCCAUAAAAUUUUGUAUUGGAAUAGGAUCAAUAUAUCUUUGUGCAUUUGUAGUUUUUCUUACAAUGGAUAAGAAUCAAAUGUUCGUUUGAGUUUAUCAAUUUAAAUUUAAUCUAAAUACGUUUUUCACGCCCAGUCGAGACCACACCCAGCGCUGACAACGCCCCGCGCUGACAACGCCCCGUCCGCCAAAAAUUUUUGACUGAGGUACGAAAAAUCCUAGAUCCGCCCCUGUGUGGCCCCGACGUCCUGACGAGGGGGAGGUAAUCGACGAAGAACCAGAACUAAGAAAACAAGCCCAUACACGGUCGACCGCAGUUGAGGAGUCAAAACAAGCAAUCAUGAACUUAAAUCGAUUCUCGUCUUUCGAGAAAGCAAAGAGAGUAGUCGCAAACGUCCUAAAGUUCAUCGCCCUGACGCGUAAAAAGGUGAACGCGAGAAAGAUUGGAUCAACCCAAAGCCUCACAGCCGACAACUUGCACCAAGCGGAAACGCUAUUACUUCAACAAGCACAGAUCGAAAGCUUUCCUCACGAAGUGGAAGCGUUAACUAAUGGCAAACCAAUCAGCAAGAAUUCACGCCUAGUCAAGCUCUCGCCGUUUAUCGACGCAACCGACGGAUUAAUAAGAGUCGGAGACCGUAUACAAGACGUCCCAGUAACAUACGACACCCGUCACCCAAUAGUUGUCGAUGGAAAAUCGGAGAUUGGUCGCUUAAUCAUUACCGAAUCUCAUCACCAACUUAGUCAUGGUCCAACCGACUACGUAUUAAGCUCAAUAAGGACACGCUAUUGGCUAGUGAAUGGCAGAUCGGAAAUCAAGAAAUAUGCAAAUAAAUGUCUCUACUGCAAAAAGCGAAGAGUAAAGCCGAUGCCACCUCGCAUGGGGAAUCUGCCCAGAAGACGCCUUACACCGUUCUUACCUCCGUUCAUGCACACCUUUGUUGACCUGUUCGGUCCAAUCUACAUUAAGCAGCGUCGAAGUAAGUUAAAGAGAUGGUGCGUGUUGUUUUGCUGUGCAAAUGUAAGAGCCAUUCAUUUGGAAGUAGUCGAGACACUUGAAACUGAUGCGUUCUUGAACUGUCUCACUCGUUUUGCGAAUCGCCGUGGCUACCCCAAAACGAUCACUUCAGACCGAGGUACAAACUUUGUAGGAGCAGAGCGAGAGAUGGGUGAAGGAUGGGAGCGGCUUGCACACAAUCGGAUUGAGCAGAACCUUACCAAGCACGGAACUGACUGCAUGGAAUUUUCAUCCACCAAAUGCCCCUCAUAUGAAUGGAGCGGUAGAAAGAUUGGUAAAAUCCUGCAAACGAGCUCUUCAUGCUAUUCUUUUAAAUCGACGCGUGGACUCAGAUGUCUUGCAUACUGCAUUGGUAGAGGUGGAAGGUAUCCUUAACUCACGACCGAUUACACCAGUCAGCUCCGAUCCACUUGACCUCGAGGCGCUGACUCCCAACCAUAUCCUAAUCCAUCGACCCAACCUGAAUUCACCCUUCGACGUGGUGAGUGAUUGUGAGAUAAACUCGAGGAAGAAAUAUCGGCAAGCACAAGUCCUCGCAAAUAUGUUUUGGAAUCGAUGGCUUAAAGAGUACCUUCCAUUAUUAACGAAAAGAAACAAAUGGACAGACGAAGUGAGAAAUUUGGAGAAGGACGACUUAGUACUGGUUGUAGAACCUAAUGUAUCGCGUGGCUCACGGGGAGAGUUUUGCGUUCGUUCCCUGGCAAAGACGGAAGAGUCCAAAGUGCAGAAGUGA